AUGGGCGUGAGCGACGUCGUGCGUGGAGGCUUCGGCUUCCUCUUGGACCGCCAUCACCAUGUCCCCGCUGUAGAUCCCAGCAUCAACCUCACACCUUCCAAUGCGUUUCAAUCGCUCUUCCAUCGACACAGGGAUGCUCCGCUUCCCAUCACUCCCGUAUCCAUCCUCAGAUCCAUGCUGCAGCUCGACGAUAUUCAGGCGCUCCUCUGGGCUUGGACCCUCAUCGGCAUCGUCCUUCUCUUCGCAUUCUGGACCAAUCCUGACGACGCUUCCUUCAGACCCUUCCUUACCGACCUCGUCUUUCGCGAGCGUCUUCGCCUGCUGAAUCACGAUCAAGAUGCUGCCGAAUCGCAGCUGCCCGACACCGACGCUGCGGCCAGCGCCUCGACUUCCGAGUCCACUGCGGCACGCAAAUCCGACCCCAAUGCCUUCUCUUCGCUGCUCUCUACGUCAUCGUAUUCCACGGGUCCUUUUGCGCUCACUUUUGGAGCAAAGGUGGCACUCUCGGUCCGCACGCCACCCUUUCAUCGCAAGGACCUCGGCCUGCUUUCCAUUGUCACCAUCUCCCAAAGCACUCCCGCACGCAGCAGCACCCUCGACAAUCAACAUCGAACUCCUACACAGCACACAACAUCCACUCAUCGCGCUUCUUGCAAAUCAGACGGCACUGUUGAUUGUACCUCUCUCUUCAUUGGCGCCUUUGGCAAAUGGUGGGUCCUCGGGUACGCCAUUCCAGACCUUCCUGCAGCGCCUCCGUCCAACCAGCCUCGACAGCUCAAAAACGGCCGGCUAGAGCUCGAAGAGAACAUCACUGAUGCCCCAGAAUGGGGCGUCCUUGAGAUGCGUUCGAUAGACCCUGACCCGCAGUCUCGCCGCAGCUCCAUCCAAGCCUCUCACAUCAGUCCACACGAAGGCGCCAACCUUGCCCUCUCCCGCCGAUCAUCCACUGUUGAGUCCACCGCCCGCGUCGCUGCUCCCCCGCAAUUACCCUCGACAGCAACCGUGCCGAAGGAGACUCUCUCCGAAGCCGACUCUCAAGACUGCCUCAGUCUCACCGCCUUGGUCUCGAGAUCUCAAACCGAUAUCCUCGACCUUCAAGCGCAGCUCUCUCUGGUCAAGAGCGCUUCGGCUCGCACAUGCGAAGCCCUCGAAGCAGACUUGGAAGAGGCUCGCUUGAAGAAGAAGGAGGAGGAGAAGGUUCGUUUCGACGUCAAAUCCAGGACCAAAGCAUUGGACGACAGCAAGAGGCAGGUCGAGAGCACCCGACGUGAGGCAGAAAGGCGGCUCAAGACCGCAAAUGCUGUUCGUGCCCUCAAACAGGCUAGUAUCCAGCAGAGAAAGGACAAGGCUGACAUGCUUCACAAACGUCGAGCUGCGAUCAGUUCACAGAAGGCUUUGCAGACCGAAAAGCGUCAACAGCGCUCCGCAGAGAUCUCAAGUCUCAUCUCUCAGGCCAAAGAGAAGGCUGACAGGUUGCGAAGCGAGAUGGAUGGUCUCCGCAAAGAUGUGCAAGCUGCUCAGGAUCAAUUGCAGCUCGAAAAGAUGAUUCAUCGCAAUGCUCAGGAGGCGGAUCACCGAGAACAGGACAGAAUGGAUGCUUCGCCCUACAUGUGGAACCCUGUCAUGGAGUACAACAACUUGGCAGGCAACGAGGCUAUGUAUGCACAUCUGGCUUCCACCCCCGAUCCGCUCGUAGAUAGCUUGGCUCGCAUGGAGGAACGUGCCCUCGCAGCACAGCCGUACAUGUCGAGUCCUUUCGACGCAGACCCCACCCUCGCGCACAACAAGAUGCCAAAUGCUCACGCCGAUGCGUACGACAAUCUCGGCACCAGUGUCUUGCGCAAUGCCUUCCGUCGCGCCAACGCUGCGUCGGCUGUCGACGUCCGAGAGAUGAUGCCUCAUGGCACGCAGGCCAUCGGCAACCCCUCUCUGCAAAAUGCUUCCAAUUUUGAGGCCAUCAAGCAGGCUUUCCAGCCCAGCGUUGCAACCGAAGAGGAUGGCCGGCGAUCUUGGUCUGCUUUCGAUGUCUGGCAGUCCGACCUUCGCAGCGGCAGCCGCCAGAAGAUGCAAUGGGCAUCAGGUGGCGCCAAUGCCAGUGCCGACUCGUUGCCCCACUUCAACGCGAGCAGCGGCUUCUUGCCUCUCGAUCGUAGCAGCAGCGCCGAGCAUACUGGCCUACACAGCUUCGAAGAUCAAGAAGGCGAUGCAGAGCAAAGUCGCAAUUUGUCCAAGGUCAAGAGAGCUUUCCGAUGGCCCUUUCGCCCUAGCCAAGUCCAAGAUGAGCUGGUCUGA
Messenger RNA from Pseudozyma hubeiensis SY62, 2292 nucleotides. RefSeq lists its product as hypothetical. The record is from RefSeq and is a predicted model, not a curated record. Lineage: Eukaryota; Fungi; Basidiomycota; Ustilaginomycetes; Ustilaginales; Ustilaginaceae. The coding region runs from base 1 to 2292 and encodes 763 amino acids. The transcript has a single exon.